This is a messenger RNA of Argiope bruennichi, 2600 nucleotides long. Its product is annotated as calcium-binding protein E63-1-like. The record is from RefSeq and is a predicted model, not a curated record. NCBI's taxonomy places the organism in Eukaryota, Metazoa, Arthropoda, Arachnida, Araneae, Araneidae. Bases 277 to 744 code for a protein of 155 amino acids. The transcript is spliced from 6 exons. Gene Ontology annotation, molecular function: enzyme regulator activity; calcium ion binding.
GCUAAAAUUAAAUAGUACCACUUGCUGUAGGCGGUGGCUCUAACGGCCCACUGUGAGAAGCAUUUCUGGAGAAUUUUUAUCUCCUGUCAUUUCAUUCUUCUACGACAGCUGCAAAUCCUUUCUUUUAAACAGGAGACAUUCAUGACACCGUGUAUUAGUGGAAACUGUAAACAUAAGUCGCGAUGUGUCCACUGUCUACAUAGAAGUGCAUCGGAUCAACUAGACCUUCCACAAGCAAGGAUGUACUGUUCGUAGGAAUGCUUUUUGGAUAUUACUAUGGCACUGAAUACGCACAAAGGAUUAUCGGAAUCACAAGUUAAUGAGUUGAAGACGGCAUUUUCGAUGCUGGAUAAAAACCAAGAUGGACGUGUUAACCUCAGCGAAAUGAAACACAUGCUAUCGAGUUUAGGAAUCCGAAUAGAAGACAGCAUAGUGGAGGCUCUCAUGAAACAAGCCAGUGAAAGAGACGAUGGCCUUGUCAGUGAAGAGGAGUUUCUGAGAUGGAUGGCGUCUCAGGAAGAGAUAGGAGGUCAGGAGGACGACUUAAUGGACGACUUGCUGGCUGCAUUUCGAGUGUUUGAUAAGGAUGGAAACGGGUACAUAACCAAAGACGAGCUUAAAAUGGCCAUGGAUCUAAUUGGUGAACCCGUCACGGAAGCUCAGCUUGAUGACAUGCUGAAAGCCAUAGAUAUAGAUCACGAUGGCCGUAUCAAUUAUGAAGAAUUUGUGAAAAUACUUCUUUGAAAAAAAAUGGCCGUCGAGCUCCAUCAUGAGACAGAAACAUUCGCGUCACAAUGCACAUAACAUCUCUGGGACAUAAACUGAUAUAUUGUUUUGUGAUAAAAUGUGCACGUGUAUUUCAAAAUACCUUUUAUUUAUUUAUAGUGGCUUGGAGAAAAAAAAUGAGGCUUUUCUUCGAGAAAAAAUAAUUGUGUAUAUAUUGUCAAAACUUUUAAGUAUUAUUUUUCGUAAAAUAUCGGCACGAGUGUGCUAAGAGUUUAAAAAAAUAUUUAUUGUCAAUGGAAAGUUACAGUCAGUUAGUCCUGUUUUUGGAGCUUUGUUUGCUUAGAUAUUUACAGAGAAAAAAAUUACUAAAGCUUUUGUUGGAUAUUUUUAUAUUUAAGUAUUAAUAUAGAUACUUAUAGAUAUCUAUUCAAUUGCUUAGACUUAUUUUAAAGUAUUAGCCAACUGGUGAAUUAAAUAUUUAGUGGAGUCAUACCUACUUAUACUGCAAAAGAGAAUUAUUUCUUCAAUAACAGGAAAACAAAAUAAGGUUAUUUAAUAUAUGAUGAAUGAAAUCAAAUCAACAAUUUGAUAGAAAAAUAAUUCAAAAUGUUCUAAUUCCUAUAAUUAAAGUGUGCAUUUGAUUUUUUCAUUUAAAUGAGUGUUGAGGAUAAAGUUCGGAAAUUAGUAUUACUUUAUAUUUAUGUAGACAAUUUUCAUAAUAGCAAGCACUUUCGUGCAUUUGCGAGAACUGAGUAACAUAUUUAAAUAAGUUUCUUAUUUCCAUUCUGCCUGUAAAUUAGGAAGACUAUUUACAGGCUUACUAUUGCUCUAUUUGUAUCAUUUUAUAGUUAAGUAGAAAGCUCGGCGACAUGCGUUCAACUCCUUGGUAACGUCAGAUUCACCAACAAAUUAGAUGUCAUGUAAUAUUUAUUGAAAAUGAUAUAAUUUUGAAAUAUUUAUUGAAAAUUUUUAAAUAUUCCUUCUUUAUGACAGAACAUAGUUCAUAUCUUCGACAACCAAUUAUGUCACUACUUUGAAGAGAAUUCAAGAACAAACAAGGGGGAACUAGUUGGUUUCAAUAAAUUAUAUGAACAAAAAUAAUUUCUCGUUUUUGUAAAAUGAUAAUCGUCUUUCUAAUUUCAGUAAUAAAAAUUAACUGUGAUGAAAAUACACCAUUAAAAUUAUUUUUAAGAAUCUCGACUUAUUUGAGUCGAGGAGGAGGGAGAACCCUUAUUUUUCCCUUUGUUGUUAACUUCUAAAAAUCUAUUCAGUGUCACAAUUUUUUUUCGUUAAAUCAUCUUGAAAGAGAUUUAAUAUUCCGAAUAAUAUUAUAAUCACGAAUUUUCUUUUUGUAGUUGCCGGUACAGUUUUUAUGCGAUCAGGAAUACAAUACAUAUCAGAAAGCUUAAAAGCUGAAGUAUCAUUAUCGUAUAUAUUUCAAAACGUUUUAUUAGGAUGCAGUUAUGCAAUCGGGUAUCAUAUGCCAUUUGAUGAAUUUUAGGUUCGUUAUUGCAAAACUUGCAAUCAACAAUAUGUCAUCUACAAGUUGCAGAAGUUGGCUAACUAGAGUUUGUCAACACAAAAAGAAAAAUAAAUGGCUAAAUUUUUUUCGAACUUAUGAAAACGGUUAUAUGUCAAAGCAUUUUUUUUAAAAUUUGCUCUCGAUUGCGUAACUGCGUUUAUUUAUCACAAAAGAAGCGCCUACUGACGAAUAUAUCUAUCAACUUCAAAACUAUGUUUCAUUUUUUUCUGUAAAAAGUUUGGAUUUUUAUGGUUGCAUUUUCAACUACGACUGCUUGUGACUGACAUUUUUGAUACUGUAUAUUUGAUUUCAACUUGUAGAUAAUUUUUGCAUAAUAAAAACUAUUGCCUUA